Molecule: messenger RNA, 3316 nt
Organism: Erythranthe guttata (spotted monkey flower)
Lineage: Eukaryota; Viridiplantae; Streptophyta; Magnoliopsida; Lamiales; Phrymaceae
Product: LRR receptor-like serine/threonine-protein kinase HSL2
Biological process (GO): protein phosphorylation
Molecular function (GO): protein binding; protein kinase activity; ATP binding
Source: RefSeq, a predicted model, not a curated record
UAUCAUAUAAUAAACAUUAAUUCUUUUCAAUAAGUAGUUCUGUACUUGAGCUUCUGCACCAUUAACGAAAUGAAUAAUCAGAAGCACCAGCUUCUGCUUCUACUUAUAAAAGCACUUUUCCUCAUCAAUUUCAGCCCCCUGACAUAUUCCACCACCAGAGACGCCGCAAUCUUAAUCCGGGUCAAAAACAACCACCUCCGCGACCCGCUCCGGAAACUCGACGAUUGGCUCGAAUCGGGUCGCCACGCGCCGUGCAACUGGACCGGCAUCACCUGCGACCCCGUUGAUAACGCCGUCGUUUCAAUCGACCUCUCCGGCGCUGAUGUCUCCGGCAACUUCCCGGCGGACUUCUGCCGGAUUUCUUCCCUCCGAAACCUCGACCUCUCCUUCAACAGCCUCGGCGGCGGCAUUUCUUCCGAUUCGAUUACUCUCUGCUCUCACCUCGCUUCUCUCAACCUCUCGUCGAAUUAUUUCGUCGGCGAUUUGCCGGAGUUUGCAGUGCAGUUCUUCAAUUUGACGGUGUUGGAUUUCUCCUUCAAUAAUUUCUCCGGUGAAGUACCGUCCAGUUUUGUCAAUUUGCCGGAGCUCCAGAUCCUGUCUCUCGGGUCGAAUCUGCUGAACGGGUCGAUUCCUGAGUUCCUACCCAAUCUGACCGAGUUGACUCAGCUGGUGCUGGCUGUAAAUCCUUUCUUCCCCAGUCCGCUUCCGGCGAGCAUCGGCCGCCUGAAAAAACUAGAGAACCUCGUCGCGUCGUACGCCAAUAUCAUCGGAGUAAUCCCCGAAUCCAUCGGCGAUCUCGUCUCCAUCAAAAACCUCGACCUGUCGAAGAACAAUCUCGCCGGAAAAAUCCCGGACACCAUCGGCAGGAUGAAAAACGUCGAACAAAUUGAACUGUUCGGAAACCAACUCACCGGCGAUUUGCCGGAUGCGUUUUCCGAUCUCACUUCUCUACUCCGUUUCGAUGCUUCGGAGAACAAUCUCACCGGAAAAAUACCUCAGAGUCUCGCCGCUCUGCCGUUAGAAUCCCUACAUCUCAACGACAAUUUCUUAGUAGGGGAAAUACCAGAAGCUAUAGCUCUGAGCCCUAAUCUAAUUCAGCUGCGGUUGUUCAAUAACAAACUCGCCGGCGCUUUGCCGGAGUUUUUGGGUAUGAAUUCAGAUUUGGAAGAAAUUGAUGUUUCCAACAACAAAUUACAAGGACCAUUGCCUAGAAAUUUGUGCUACAGAAAGAUGCUCCAAUCUCUGAUACUCUUCGGUAACGGAAUUUCAGGUACAAUACCGGAAUCGUACGGCGAAUGCAGCACUAUAAGUUACCUGAGAAUUCAAGAAAACGAAUUAACCGGAGUAGUACCCGAUGGGUUAUGGGGGUUUAACGGUCUCGAAUACAUCGAAUUUACAAACAAUAGAUUGGAAGGAUCGAUUCCGCCAUCCGUUUCAAACGCGAAAAACCUCGAACAGUUAUUAAUUUCCGGCAACAAUUUCUCCGGCAAGCUGCCGACUGAGAUCUGCGAUUUGCAAGAGCUGAGGAAAAUCGACUCCAGCCGGAACCAAUUCUCCGGCGAGCUGCCGCCUUGUAUUACUAAACUGACAAAACUACAGGAGCUUCACAUUCAAAGAAACAAGUUGACGGGCGAGAUUCCGGCGAGUGUAUCAUCUUGGAGAGAGUUAACACAACUGGAUUUAUCCGACAACCAAUUCUCCGGCGACAUUCCACCGGAGUUUGGAGAUUUGCCGGUGCUGACAUCAUUGAAUCUCUCAAACAAUCUACUCUCUGGCAAAAUACCGGUCGAGUUGACUAAACUCAAACUCAACGAGUUCGAUAUCUCCAACAAUAAGCUCCAAGGCAAAGUUCCACUUGGUUUCGAUACCAAGUUUUUUCUGUCAAGUCUGACGGGCAACCCGGGUUUGUGCAGCCCGGAUCUUCGACCCAUUCCCCCUUGCUCUAAACCCAAACCCGUUAGCUUGCUAUUGGUUCUAGUUCUAUCUAUUCUUGCAUCAAUACUCGUGGUCUCGUUUCUAUGGCUCUCGGUCAAAACCAAAUUCGUUCUCUUCGGUAGUAAAACCCGAAAGCCUUGGAAAAUCACCGCCUUCCAAAGAGUCGGGUUCGACGAAGAACAAGUGUUAGCCUCGUUGACGGACGAGAAUCUCGUAGGGUCGGGCGGGUCAGGUCGGGUUUACAGGGUAGGUUUGAAGAGCGGGCUUACUGUAGCAGCAAAGAGGCUCUACUACGAGCCUAAAGCGUUGGCGGAAUCCGAGGCGGUUUUUAGGUCGGAGGUUGAAAUAUUGGCAAGAAUUAGACACGUCAACAUCGUAAGAUUGUUGUUUAGUUGCACUACGGAUGAUUUUAAGGUUUUGGUCUACAAUUACAUGGAGAACGGGAGUUUGGGGGAUGUUUUGUACGGAGAGAAAGGGGGCGAAUUCUUGGAUUGGCCGAAAAGAUUUGCGGUUGCAAUUGGUGCGGCACAAGGGCUCGCGUAUAUGCACCAUGAUUGUGUGCCAGCAAUUGUUCAUAGAGAUGUUAAGUGUAAUAACAUAUUGCUUGACGAGGAUUUUAGGCCUAAAGUGGCGGAUUUUGGAUUGGCAAAGAUAUUGAAGAAACGGGAUUCGAACGACGGUGAUGAUCAAGUUAUGUCUCGCGUAGCUGGUUCUUACGGCUAUAUUGCACCCGAAUAUGCAUACACGGCGAAAGUAACGGAGAAGAGCGAUGUGUACAGCUUCGGUGUGGUGCUGUUGGAACUAAUCACGGGCAAAAGGCCCACCGACUCCUCGUUCGGCGAGAACAAGAACAUAGUCAAGUGGGUGACUGAGAUUGCGCUAUCCUCACCCGAGCGAGGAUGCAGUGACGCAACCAGCAGCGUCGAUUUCGCCGGCUUGGAUCGGAUAUUGGACGGUCGGAUGAACUUAUCCACGGUCAACUACGAUGAGGUGGAGAAGGUUCUGAACGUGGCUCUCUCGUGCACCGCUGAACUGCCUAUGAGUAGGCCAUCCAUGAGAAGGGUUGUUGAAUUGCUCAAGGACCGUUCGCAAACUCGUUUCAAGUAAUUUAAGUUAGAGAAUGCAGUAUAGGGGGGCCAAGGCCCCCCGCCAUUUCCCGAUUAGUGUAGCAUUGUCGACCUCUAGAGCAUUUUUAGUGUAUAUUUGGCCCCCCCACGAAGGUCAAAGAGUUGGAUACAUAUGACAAGGCUUUUGAGGGUUGUUGUUUGCAAUUCAGCAAAGCAAUUUUUGACUGCUGAAAACUGACUUAUGUUGUGUGGCGUGUGAAUGUUAUGGUGUUUUUGGAGGAGGUAAAUUUAAUGUAGGGGGGCUUUCGAAUUUA